GCCGCGGCCGCUGGUGCUGGGAGGCCCCGCAGACGCCAUUUCCUCGGCGCCCCCGCGGCGGCGCGGCUGCAUCAGCGCUGACGUGAGGCCGACGCGCGGCUCCGCCCGGUCCCCGGUCCCCCCCACCCCCUGUGACGGGGGCAGCACGUACAGGGCGGCGGUGCAGGGUUUGGUAGGAGAGAAAGGGAGCCGAAGAGAACCGAGCUCUUGUUUUAAAAUUCACACCUUCCGUUAUGACUAAGUGUGCCAAGAGAUAUCGAAAAGGACCUGUCAGACAGAUGACCAUGGAAAUGGUUGAACAGGAUGACAAUGCAGUGGAUUCUAUGACAGAGGGAAAUGCUAGUCACCUUCAGAAUCAGUCAGGCCGAAGUCAGAUUUCCUCAGGAUCUGAGGUUUCUGUAGCUGCUUCAAGUGCUGGAAGAGGAUCUCCAGCUGUAACUCUAGUGCAGUUGCCUUCUGGUCAAACUGUUCAUGUCCAGGGUGUCAUUCAAGCCACACAGCCCUCAGUCAUUCAGUCACCACACAUGCAAGCUGUUCAGGUAGCAUCGAUUGCAGAUGAAGCUGCAGUAUCAGAAGUGAUUAUUGAUUCCCAAAAACGUAGGGAAAUACUUUCAAGAAGGCCUUCAUACCGAAAAAUUUUGAAUGAACUUUCAUCAGAUGCUCCUGCAGUAGCAAAGAUUGAAGAAGAAGAGAAGUCAGAAGAUGAAGGAACUCCUUCUGGUAUUUCUGCCAUGGCCAUGCCAACCAGCCUGUAUCAUACUAACACAGGGCAAUACCUUACUAUAUCUCAAGGUGGUACAAUCCAGACAGUGACAAAUUCAGGAGCUCCUCAGCCAGGUGCUACCAUUGUGCAAUAUGCAGGACAGUCAUCUGAUGGCACACAACAGUUUUUUGUUCCUGGAAGCCAAGUUGUUGUUCAAGCUGCCACUGGAGACAUGCCAGCUUACCAGAUUCGAACUCCCACUACCACCUUACCUCAGGGAGUGGUCAUGGCAGCCUCACCAGGGACUUUGCAUAGUCCUCAGCAAAUGGCAGAAGAGGCAACACGCAAGAGAGAGCUGAGACUUUUGAAAAAUAGGGAAGCUGCCAGAGAAUGUCGCAGAAAGAAGAAAGAAUAUGUCAAAUGUCUUGAAAAUCGUGUGGCUGUGCUUGAAAACCAAAACAAGACUCUCAUUGAGGAACUCAAGGCCCUCAAAGAUCUUUAUUGUCAUAAAGCAGAAUAACUGUCUUUCAUUUGGACCUCGUUUAUUAUGAACUUUAAUCAAGGCAUGAGAGGAAGCAAUUCUACAGAUUGCCAUAUGAACUUGAGAAAGAGACACUUGAGGCCCUUGUGGAACCCAGUUUUGCUUAGUGUUGUCAGACUGAUUUGGGAGAUAUUCCAAAAUUUGGAAUUCUGUCAUAGUCUCCAUACUCUGCUGAGCUUUCUAAUGGCAUGCAAAUGGCUUUUUUGUUUGCACUUUUUACUUCUGCUUUUUGCAGGGAAGCUGCUAAAGAAUGUCGACGUCGGAAGAAAGAAUACAUAAAAUGUCUGGAGAGUCGUGUUGCAGUGCUAGAAGUUCAGAACAAGAAACUUAUACAGGAGCUUGAAACCCUAAAAGACAUUUGCUCUUCCAAAACAGAUUAGUAAAAAUAUUUAUUAUACUGUGAACUAAGAUAUGUCCAGUUGCUUUAUAAGACAAUACAUAGCCAAUGUGAAUUAUGGCUUUCUCUUUGUGUCAUUUAUAUUAUAUUCCAACUCCUAACAUUCCUGAAUGCUUUCCUGCUUUUUGUCAAUUCAUAGCUCUAAUUUCAGGUUUUUCAUGCUUCUCCCUUCCGUCUCCCAAGGAGCCAAAUGUUAAAAAAUAUAACAGAGUAAAAAAGCGCAUAAUUUCUAAGAGCUGUUUCUUUGCCAUAUAUUUACAUACUACUUUUUACAUGUUACUGAGUGUCCUGCACAUAGAAAAUAUUUUACAAUUGUUUUAGAUGAAUUAUAAAGAUGAUGCAUCCAGUAAUAUGAGAAAAUCAAACCACCCAAGGUAUCUCAGGAAAGAGUUUAUAAAAGAAUGUUAUGAUUAUAUGUAUGUAUACUAGCAUACUAGUCUACAGAUGAUUUUAUGGCAUAUUUUUAUAUUAGUUGCUUUGUGGAAAAAAAGUAUUGUAUUGCUGUCACUGAGUGCCAUGGUUAAAGAUAGUUUUUAAUAGAACCAUGUUGUUUAACCUGUGUAGUGUCUGAUUUCCUUUAAACACCUGGUUGAGCUGCUUUAAAAGCCAUGAGUAUCUGGAAGAGGACAAAGGAAAAAACCACACCUAAGCUCAUGACAUGAUGCUAAACAUAUUGUAAAUACUUGUAAGAAGCUCUCUGUUAUAUGGCUGCUAUCUAAAUUUUCUGUAGUCUGCAGAAUAUUUGAUUUAUUAGAGGUCUGUAUAUCAAAAUUUAAAUUUGCAUCCUGAAUACUUCACAUUGUUGAUUCUGUACACCUGUGGACAGUUGCCUAUAGCGAAGACUGAUGGUGCAGUUUUUUCACAGUUUCAGCAAACUACUGAGUGAUGAUAAAGGUGUCCUAAAGAAGGAAGCUUUCCAAUAAACAGUAACUAUUUGCUGAUUCACUGGGUUUUGAAAUAGCCCAUAGGUGAGAGCUGAAGAUCUUUAAAAUAAACCCAUGUUUAAAGUAGAUUACAGCUCUUGUAAAUACAGAAUGUUCCACUUUCCAUUGUGCUUUGAAAGAAAAUAGUGCUUAUGCAAAGUAGCUUCUGGGUAUUUCUUUAAUUCAGGAGUGAUCUAAUUGUUUGUUGGCCACUACAGUCUGCAAGGAGAGUAUUUGGGAGCUUUGCUGGAACUAAUAGCACCAUUGCCUUACUGAUGUGGUAGGAAGAAAGGCUUGGUUCCUACUUAAUUGGCUUUACUGAGGGGAGUGUGUGUGUGUGGAGAGGAGGAGGGAUGGAAUCAUACUGAAGUCAUUGAGACUCCUUAAUUUAAUUUAAACUGAAUUUGCAUUUAACCCACUUCACUCUGACCCUGUUGGGAUGGGUUGGUUCCUGUAUAUCUUUUUUUCUUGUUUCCUAAAUUACUUGAAAUACACAGGAUAACUUUCUCGAAUCUUUUGAAAGUCCUAUUAGGUAUGUAAGUGAGACUGUUUGUAAGAAGAAGUCUUCUCUCUCACUUCUCGCAGCCACAUCAGUUGAUUAAAGAGGAAACAAGCUGCCUUUUGGCCCCUAGGGCUCUGCUGCAGCUCUAGAACAAAAGUAAAGUAAACUUUGAAAUAUCUGCUUCACUGGAACACUUCCAGGUAUGGGAUAUCCACAGCUUUGCUGGGCAACCUGUUCAGUGCCUCACCACCCUCUGAGUAAAGAAUUUAUUCCCGACAUCUGAUGUGAAUCUCUCCUCUUCGGUUUAAAAAUCGUCCACCCUUGUCCUAUCAUUGUCUGCCUAUGUAAAUAGUUGCUUUUCUUCUUUUAUAUUUGCCCUCUUUAAGUACUGAAAGGCCCCAGUGAGGUCUCCCUGGAGCCUUCUUUUCUCCAGGAUGAAGAAACCUGGCUAUCUCAGCAUAUUUUCAUAGAAGAGAUUCUCCAGCCAUGUGAUUAUGUUCAUGGCUCCCCUCCAGACCUGCUCUAACAGGUCCAUGCCUUUCUAGUGCUGAGGACCCCAGAUCUGGAUGUAGGAUCUCACAAAGGCAGAGGAGAGGGGCAAAAUCUUCUCUCUCCUUGCUGGCCAUGCUGGUUUUGAUGCAUCCCAGGAUGGAGCUGGCCUUCUGUGCAGCCAUUGCACAGCACAUUGUUGAGUCGUGACCAGCUUUUCAUUCAUGUCCUUCUCUGCAGCACCUCACACUUGGACUUGUUGAACAUCAUGAGGUUGUCAUGGGCCUACUUCUCAAGCUUGUCCAGGCUCCCCUGGAUGACAGCCCGUCCUUCUGUUGUGUCAACUGCACUGCUCAGCUUCGUGUCACCCGCAACUGUGCCGAGGGAGCACUUGAUCUCAUUCUUUAUGUCAUUGAUAAAGACGCUAUAAAGAGCACUGGUCCCAAGGCAGAAUCCUGGGGGACACCACUUGUCACAGGCCUUGACCUGGGCAUAGAGCCAUUGACCACAACUGUCUGGCUGCAUCCAUCCAGCCAAUUCCUUAUGCACAGAGUAGUCUGCCCUAUUUUUAAAACAUUUGAUUAAUGUUUAUUUUUUAUUUAAAUGAUUACUUGUUGGAGGGGUUGUUUUGUUAAUAAUGGAAGCUAAACGCAAAUGCUCCUGGCGUAUGGUCAUUCUGGAAAAUUCCAUUUGAUCUGUUUAUCUGCACCAGGGAGAAAUAUCCUCUUUCAGAGAACCAACUGCAGAAAAGCUGGCUCUUUUAGGCUAUGACUAGGAAAAAAGGAAAAGUUUUUAUGAUGCAUUAUUCUUUCAUUCUCAGUACUUUAGUUUGGUAUAACAAUUUUGAAAGAAUUAGCAACACACUUCUGUAUUUUAAAGUAAGAAUGAGCAAAUUUGUUGUUGAAUAAGAACAUUUUAAAUCUACAGUUGGUAAAAGGAGAACCAAGAUGUGAUGAAGGAAAUAACUUAUGUCAAAAUGGGCAAAGGCAGUUGUGCACUAAUGCCAAGAAUCCGCUGUCAGAUUACUGCUUAAAGGAAUAAACCCUGAAAAGUUCUGAA
Molecule: messenger RNA, 4614 nt
Organism: Chiroxiphia lanceolata (lance-tailed manakin)
Lineage: Eukaryota; Metazoa; Chordata; Aves; Passeriformes; Pipridae
Gene: CREM
Product: cAMP responsive element modulator
Exons: 9
Coding region: 234-1223 (329 amino acids)
Biological process (GO): regulation of transcription by RNA polymerase II
Cellular component (GO): ATF4-CREB1 transcription factor complex; nucleus
Molecular function (GO): DNA-binding transcription factor activity, RNA polymerase II-specific; RNA polymerase II cis-regulatory region sequence-specific DNA binding; protein binding
Source: RefSeq, a predicted model, not a curated record